AUGAAAGAUUUUAUUGAAGAAUUUACUCUAACAAUAGACACAAAAUCGAAUGAAUUAGGUAAACUUUAUGAGGAGUUAGGACUGGAUGUGGUGUAUGAUACACAUUCUAUAAAGGUGUGUAGUUCAUCAUUAGCUAGGAUUAUUUCUAUUAAUGAAGGUAUACAUGUUCACACUCUUAUUUCUGGAAGUGAAGAUAAAGUAAUUUAUGAUACACUUGGUAAUAAAGUUAUAGUGACAUUUUUAAGAUCUAAAUCUUUAAUAUCAGUAGGGAUAAUAACAAGUGGGGGAGAUGCACCUGGCAUGAAUAGUGCUAUAAGGGCUAUUGUACGAAUUUGUCUUAAAUCAGGAGGGAGUGUUUAUGGUGUGUAUAGAGGAUUUGAUGGGUUGAUAAAUGAUUAUAUUUGUAAAUUAGGAUGGGAUACAGAGACACAUAAUAGUAAUGAGGGAGGAACAGUACUUCUAAGUUUUAGAAGUAAAGAGUUUUACAAAAGAGAAGGUAGAAAAAGGGCAGUGUUUAAUUUAAUUAAAAGAGGUAUUAAUAGUCUUAUAGUAUUAGGAGGGGAUGGAAGUUUAAAAGGUGCAUUAAUAUUAAAAAAUGAAUGGAGAGAAUUAUUUAGGGAAUUACUUGAAGAAGGUAAACUUGAUUUUUUAAAAGAUAAUAAUAAAGAAGUAGAUAAUAAAUAUAUAAAUGAUAAAGAAGUAAAUGAUGUAUAUAUAAAUGAUAAAGAAGUAGAUAAUAAAUAUAUAAAUAAUAAAGAAGACAAUAAUAAAGAAGUAAAUGAUAAAGAAGUAAAUGAUAAAUAUAUAUAUGACAUAAUAAUCAUAGGAAUACCUGCUUCAAUAGAUAAUGAUAUUUCUUUAUGUGAUUUUACAUUAGGAUGUGACACUGCCCUAAAUAGAGUAGUAGAGUCUAUAGAUCAUCUUUCUAGUACAAUGAAAUCACAUCAAAGAGUAUUUGUUAUUGAAGUUAUGGGUAGGAAGUGUGGAUGGUUAAGUCUUAUGGCUGCAUAUUCAUGCUUGGCUGAUUAUCUUCUUAUUCCUGAAGAUCCUCCUUUAGAUUGGAGAAAGGAAGUGUUAGGACAUAUUGAAUAUGGAAGAAAACACGGUAAACCUGGUAUAUUCAUAAUAGUAUCAGAAGGAGCACUAGAUAGAAAAGGAAAUCAAAUAGAUCCAUCAGAAAUGGUAGAUUAUAUUAAGAAACAGAAUAUAGAUGUAAGAUUAUUAAAACUUGGUCAUGUACAAAGAGGGGGACCUACUUCUGCAUCAGACAGGAUUUUAGGUACACUCUCUGGUAUUAGAGCUUUUAAAGAAAUAGAAAAAUCAAUAAAAAAUAAAUCUAAUACUAGUAAAAUAGUAAUAUCAUCUAAUGGAGAUAUUAUUACUAAAGACUUAACAGAAGUUAUUAACCAAAAUGACAUAGUAAAAGGAUAUGAAAAUAAUUAUGAUUUUAAAUCUAUUUUAAAAUGUAGAGGAGAUCUUUUCAGAACUUCUUUAUCUUUCUAUCUGUGUAUUUUACAGAAUAAAAGGCAGAGUAAAGCCAGGUGUUUAGAAGAUUUAAACCUUAGAGUACUAGUAAAUAAUAAUAUAGAACUACAGAAUAAAUAUAUAAAUGAGAAUACAAGUAUAUCUAAUAGUACUGUAUUUAAUUAUAGAAUAGGAAUAUUACAAUGUGGUAAAAGAUCAUCAGGUAUGAAUACUGCACUUAAUAGUGUUAUACAGUACUGUUAUGCUUGUAAUAUAGAGCCUAUGUGUAUAUGUAAUGGAUUAGAAGGGUUUAUGAAUGACAGCCUUUUUAAACCUGAAAUGUAUGAAUUUGGUAAUGAGUUUAAUAAUGGAGGGACAAUAUUAGGACUGGGAGUGGCAGAGUGUGAUAUAAAGAAACAGAUGAAAAAACAUAAUUUAAAAGGACUUAUUAUUAUUGGUGAUGAAGAUUCACUAGAAGUGUUAUAUGAAUUUAAAAGUAUAAUUAAGAGAAGGAAGUGUAUUGAAAAUAAUUUGGUUAAAUCAUAUAAAGAUAAUUCUAACACUAUUGAAUCUAAUACUAUUGAUACAUGUGAGGAAGAUAUAAUAAAAGAUAAUACAACUUAUUCAAGAUUAAAUACAAAUGAAGAUAUUAUAAAUAAUGUAGAAGACAAUCUUUCUAUAAUUUUAAUACCUUCCUCUUCUAUAAAUAAUAUCCCUAUGACAGAUUAUUCUAUAGGCUCUGACACAGCACUAAAUACAAUCUUAAAAGUUUCUGAUUGUGCAAAGUUAAGUUCACUGUCUCUUAGAAGAAAUGUCUUUGUUCUAGAAAUAGCAGGUGUGUGUGGAUAUCUUACUUGUAUGAGUGCAAUAGCAGCAUGUGCUUUUGAUUGUUUUAUACCAGAAAGGAAAUAUUUAAUAAGCCAUUUAUCAGAGACUGCACACAGGCUUAGACAGAAAUUUAAGGAUGAUAAAAGAACUAGUACAAUAAUAUUUAGAAAUGAAAAGACUUUCUGUUCUAUCUCUACAGAAUCUUUCUGUAAAGUGUUAGAGACAGAUGGAUUAUGUCUAUUUGAUACUGAUUAUGGUGUAUUAGGUAGAUUACAAGAAGGACUUAAUCCUUCUCCUAUGGAUAGAAUUAAUGCAUCAUUGCUAGGAUUUAAAGCAGUAGAUUCUUGUAAAGAAAAUAAUAUUGGAGUAGUGGGAAUACAAGGGAAUCAAGUGGUAUUUACAGAUAUAGAUAAAUGUAUGGAUAAUUAUGAUAAUAUAAAAAAGAGAGUGAAAGAUCCUAAAUGGUUUAAAUUUAGUAAUGUAUGUAAGUUGUUAGAGUAA
Messenger RNA from Vairimorpha ceranae, 2793 nucleotides. RefSeq names its product 6-phosphofructokinase. Lineage: Eukaryota; Fungi; Microsporidia; Nosematidae. Gene Ontology annotation, biological process: canonical glycolysis; fructose 6-phosphate metabolic process; fructose 1,6-bisphosphate metabolic process. The transcript has a single exon. Gene Ontology annotation, cellular component: 6-phosphofructokinase complex. The record is from RefSeq and is a predicted model, not a curated record. Bases 1 to 2793 code for a protein of 930 amino acids. Gene Ontology annotation, molecular function: monosaccharide binding; fructose-6-phosphate binding; AMP binding.